This is a messenger RNA of Folsomia candida, 1071 nucleotides long. RefSeq lists its product as uncharacterized. NCBI's taxonomy places the organism in Eukaryota, Metazoa, Arthropoda, Collembola, Entomobryomorpha, Isotomidae. The record is from RefSeq and is a predicted model, not a curated record. The transcript has 3 exons. Bases 241 to 999 code for a protein of 252 amino acids.
AAGUGUACUUACUGUAGUAAGAUUGCAUCACAAACGAACGUCUGGUAGAAUUUUAUUUGUGCCGUUGCAAAUAUAUUUUGAACAAGGAGAAAGUUCACGAAAAUAUUUAUUUGGUGCAUAAUUGUGAUUGUGACCGGUUAACUAGACAUAAUUUCUUGAGCGACAUUUUAACUAAAUUGGAUAAUUAAAUACUUGUAGUUGGAAUGAACCAUUUUGUGGAGGAGAUAACGUAAAUUAAGUAUGUCACCAAUCUCAAAAAUAUUCCAACUCUGCUCAAUCGCAUGGAUUUCUGUGGUAACUUGUGAUUCCAAUUCGAUAAGCGAGACAAAGUUUUCAGAUUCUCUGACAAUUCCUACUCAAGAAAUUGAGUCAACUACGCAGGAAGCACCUGCCCAAAAUGGGUACAACUUUAUGGACAACAUUUUCAUAAAAUUUCCCUCCUUGUGGAAACAUAUCAACACGAGUACGACGGAUUCGGGGACGAGCUACUAUUUCCGGACUAAUUUCAACUCGUCGAAAUUCAACAAUUACCUAGAGCCAGAUCUGGAGCACAGACAGAUUUACUACCAGGAUGGAAUUGGGUACACGUAUCAGCGAAACCCGAUCGAGUCGAGGUCGCCACUUCCGGCCUAUGCUAUCCUACCAAUUAUCGUCAUUAUCAUCCUCCUCUGGAAACGUUGCCGACGUCCACCCACCAACAGACCUUUUCUUCCACGACACUGUACAGAGCGCGACCGCGCAAUUUCCACAUAUUUGCGCACGCUUGGUCGACGGGAUGGAAUUUCUCCACAAAACCCGAUUGUCACCGGACCCACGACAAUAUUUGCACUAUCGGGUGGACAAAUUUGGCUCGGUGAUGGGCCCAGUGCUAAUCGCGAGGUGGAUAACAAACCUCCCCCAGAAUAUUGGGAAACCGUGGGGAAGGAAACGACCGAAAUUGCACCCCCGACGUAUGAAGAUGCCGCCAAAAAUGAGCAGACCGAGGUGAAAAUUGUGUGAUAAAGGUGUGAUUGUUGGAUUUGAAACGAAUUAAUAAAUUGAAUACUCGAUAAUAUAAUUAAUUAAUGCAAA